This is a messenger RNA of Heterobilharzia americana, 1173 nucleotides long. Lineage: Eukaryota; Metazoa; Platyhelminthes; Trematoda; Strigeidida; Schistosomatidae. The record is from the annotation of a GenBank genome assembly.
AUGUGUCGUCUCCAUGACAAUAUGAUCAUCACUAAAUACUCGAACAAGUUAUUGAUGACAUUUCAGCCAACAGAAAGUACACAUUAUCUCCCUGUCCUAGAUUCACUUAGAUUUAAACAGCGCCUAAAAGAAUAUCUAAAAGACAAGAAAAACAUUGUACAACCUAUAGAAGAGAAGGAUUUGAUCAUGGAUUUGUUUGAAGAAAUUGAAAUAUCUGUCCUAUGCGAUAUCUUUUCUAAUAAAAUUGAUGCCAAGAAUGUGUAUCCAAUGAAUAUCACUGUAUCCGAAAGAACAUUGUAUGUACGCAUUAGGUUACGCAUAGAACAAGGUGAUUGUACAGAUCAAACUGUUUUUACAAAAUGGGUUAACUAUAGUGUUGGACUUGGCGUGAAUAAAAUUCGCUACACAAUUGAUCCCAGGAAGUAUAAACAUCUAAAAUUACCAGUGGUAUACAUCAAAACAGAUCAGUUAAACAGCACUUCCGCUGAUCACGCAAGUUCUGUCCGACUUAACGUUAUGCGAUCACUAUCAAAAGCAGAAGUCAACAAACAGUUGUUGAAAGUUUGUAUCCUAGAACAGAACUGUCUUCAUUGGAUGGAUCGGUCAAGACUGUGUGGGCUGCAGGAUGUCGGACAAAUAUUUAAACCAGAAUAUAUCUCACUUAUUCAAAAGUGGAAUCAAUCUGGAGGUUGGAUGGUGUUCUCUGACCAUGUACAGAAACUUUGUAAUGAAACCUGUUCAGUUUAUGGGCAUUCAAAUAAUAAAGGACUUCCAGUUACAAAUUCAGCUUGGUUUAUUCCCUGUAUUAGAUGUAAUAAUGAUAAUGAUGAAGUGAAUUGUGAUUGGUCGAGUGCCUUAUGGUUUGAAGUAAACAAUCCAUUCUACACUUGUAUAUACAAUAAAAGAAAGAUACAAAAUGAUCAGAGGUUGCUUUCACUUUAUCUGAAAAAUCGUGUACUUCUUUUCUUAGGUGAUUCAACUUUACGCGGUUUAAUGUAUUCCUUGUUGCAUCGUUUAAACAAAACACUGUUCAAUGUUCAAGAGACACACGGUGAAAUAACACUGGUUAACAGUGGAGCUAAAAUCACUAGAUUUAUUUAUUAUCCAGAUUAUUCAAUGAAACUACAAUAUAAUAAAUCAUUCACUGAUUUACUAAAUUCACUUUUUAUGUGA